This is a messenger RNA of Aspergillus candidus, 1065 nucleotides long. RefSeq lists its product as uncharacterized. Bases 1 to 1065 code for a protein of 354 amino acids. Gene Ontology annotation, cellular component: synaptonemal complex. Gene Ontology annotation, molecular function: ubiquitin protein ligase activity. Gene Ontology annotation, biological process: reciprocal meiotic recombination. The record is from RefSeq and is a predicted model, not a curated record. The transcript is spliced from 5 exons. Lineage: Eukaryota; Fungi; Ascomycota; Eurotiomycetes; Eurotiales; Aspergillaceae.
AUGGAUUUCUAUCUUCGUUGCAACUCCCUCACAUGCCGCUCUCAACUCAAGGAGAGAGCCGUUGUCACCACCUGCUCGUACGACAAUCUCGGACUCUCUCGUCCUAACGCGGGCGAACGUCGCUGUCCAGCAUGUCAAGCCAUCCUAAUCAACCCAGACGACGCAGUAGCGACCAUCCUGAACCCAACGGAGGAUUACAAAACGAGCGUCCUCAGCGGACUCGAUCCGAACACCAUCAUGGAGUGUGCGGGGAGAGCCUUGCUGUUCUGGACAUACCAAUCGAGCCAGGAGAUUUUCUACCAGGAAUUCCUCGGAAAGACGCUCACGGAGAAAUACACGAAUCUCAACACGCAAAUGGAUAAAGUUGUUCAUAACGCGAACACGGAAAUUGCAACUCUACAGGCUAGUCUAUCAGACAUGCAGGACACGCACGAGCAGCUGGGGAAGAAAAACCAAGAACUCGCCGACCUCUACCGCGAAAAGUGCAAGAAGUUCACACAGAUCACAAACCUCUACAAUCUGCUCAAGACGCGCGCGAUGCGGUCUCAAAUGCAGACCGCUGCGUCAGAAUCGGUUUCCCAAGCGUUGAGGACGCUGGCGCCGCCUCCCCAGGUUCAACCACACAACACGCUGCCUCCAUUAUCGGCAGCGGUCACAGGGCCUCCGCCCCAGACACCCUCUUCGCGUCAGCAGAGCGCGUUUCCGGUUGACACGGAUGGCGUAGAGCAACUCCACCGGCACCAGCGGAGUGGGACGGGGAGCUCUCGGGGGACGAAGCGGAGGGCGGCUGUCAGUGCUAUGGCUCCGCCCAGUCGUCCGGUGGGAGCGGUUAGAACUGAAAUGCCCCAGGCUACGCCGCAACACCGAACGCGCCUUACGGGACCCCCUCGCUCGUCACGUCCUUCGACGGGACUGUCGCAGUUACCGCAGGACAGAGUCAUGUACGAACGGUUCCAAGGGGAUACAGGCGUGGAUCAUCGGGUAUGCAAUGGCGGGGGUAGUAUACAUGCUCCUCCUGAUCCGAGGGAGGGGUCUGGGAUGAGGAUGUAUUUCGACAGACUGUAG